Molecule: messenger RNA, 1168 nt
Organism: Diospyros lotus (date-plum)
Lineage: Eukaryota; Viridiplantae; Streptophyta; Magnoliopsida; Ericales; Ebenaceae
Product: dehydration-responsive element-binding protein 2D-like
Exons: 2
Coding region: 63-845 (260 amino acids)
Biological process (GO): response to stress; positive regulation of DNA-templated transcription
Cellular component (GO): nucleus
Molecular function (GO): transcription cis-regulatory region binding; DNA-binding transcription factor activity
Source: RefSeq, a predicted model, not a curated record
UGAUUUCAUCCCCAUCCAAAUCCCCUCCCUCUCUCUCUCUAGAGCAAGCUAAAGAAGCCAAAAUGAUCAAGAAUUCACCUGCAAUGGUUGCCGCAGCCGCCGCAGCCGCAGCAGCUGAGUCGGAGGAGAAGAAGCCGGAGCCUUCGCCGGAGAAGAAGCCCGGCCAGGCCUUUUCCCGGAAGGGCUGUAUGCGUGGCAAAGGCGGCCCGGAGAACUCCCGCUGCCCCUACAAGGGAGUCCGGCAGCGCACCUGGGGGAAGUGGGUGGCGGAGAUACGAGAGCCCAACCGAGGCGCUCGCCUCUGGUUGGGAACCUUCGACACCGCCCGUGAAGCAGCAGUAGCCUACGACAUCGCUGCCCGCAAGCUCUACGGCGACAACGCCAAGCUCAACAUGCCCGACGGCAAGUCCCCGCCACGCUGCUUCCCGCCGCCUUCCACCCUCGUCCCGGCCAAAUACGUCAACCCCGAUGGGCAUCCCAAGAGGUGCCGCCGCUCCGCCUGCUCCUCCUCCCACAACUCUCCGCCGAUCAAGUUCCCGACACCCCUGAUGUUCCCGCUCUCGCCCCACGCCGAGAAGGUCGGGGAGAAUGAGGUACCCGGAGCUGGCGGGAUCUGGAAGAAAAAUCUGACUCCGAACCUGCCCGCGUUUGACGACUCCGCCUUGUGGGCGGAGGCCACGGCCAGCAUGAACCCUUUCCAGACUAUAAACGAUCCCGGGAUCCUCCCCUCCGUCAAUCCUGACGACAGCAACCCCAGCAAGGCAUGGUCCCCCACCCAGCCAGCUGCGCCACCGCCGCCGCCGCCGAAGGAGCAGCAGAAACAGAAAAAGUUCCCGUGGAAUUAACCUCUGAAGCUUCGGAAGAUUCACCUCCUUUCUGUAUAUUUCCAAUAAAUGGAAAUGCAUAUAUAUAAUAUGAUCCAUACACAUAUAGAUGCAGCAAUAUAGUAGAAAAAAUUGAGAGAAAACAUAAAAAAAAAAUCAGAAAAAAUACAAAAAAAAGAAAAAGACAAAAAGAGAGUGUGAACAGGAAUUGAUAAUUAAUAAUUAAUAAUCAAGGCAGUGCUUGUGAGUCUGCAGCUUGUAAUGGUCUGGUGGAGCCACAGUCGACUCGUCUGUGACAUAUUAAUAAAAUAUAUAUAUAAAUAAAAAUAAAGUUACUAAAUUAA